Eleginops maclovinus (Patagonian blennie) is the source of this 2292-nucleotide messenger RNA. RefSeq names its product butyrophilin subfamily 2 member A2-like. Gene Ontology annotation, biological process: T cell receptor signaling pathway; regulation of cytokine production. Gene Ontology annotation, cellular component: external side of plasma membrane. Gene Ontology annotation, molecular function: signaling receptor binding. The transcript has 9 exons. The record is from RefSeq and is a predicted model, not a curated record. Bases 247 to 1674 code for a protein of 475 amino acids. Lineage: Eukaryota; Metazoa; Chordata; Actinopteri; Perciformes; Eleginopidae.
AAAUAUCAGUGUGGGAGGCGACAUCUUCCGGGAGUGGUGGAAGUGAAAGUAAAAAGCGUAAAACUUGUCGGAUGGAAAAGUGACGGUCAAACUGACAUCAAUCUGUGUCUCUUUGCUUCAUCUCUAAUCUAUUUUAAAAUCUAAGUCUUUAUCUCUAAACCCUUUAUACAUCUGUAUUCUUCUCUGCAGUCUUCACGGACAACAGUUUGCGCGGUGUGACGGGUCUUUUGUCUCUGAAUCAGAACGAUGGGUACUCUGCGGCUGAUGCUGGAGGUGUUAGCGGUGUGUGUGUUCUGCUGCCGAGCUGCUCCAGUGGCCGAAAGCCUGCUGGUGGGGGGGUCUCCAGUCUCUGUGCAGCUUGGACACACAGCCACCCUAUCCUGCUGGAAUUCCCCCCCCAAGAGCGCAGAGCUGCUGGAGGUGCGCUGGUUCCUCCCGGAUCACUUCGAUUCCCCGGUGCUGCUGUACCAGCUGAACCACACCUCGCAGGACGCCACGUACGCCGGCAGGGCAUCGUUUGGCCUGAGGGACGCAGCGUCCAGCGGGCUGCGCGGGGGGGAUGUGAGCCUGAAGCUGGAAAACGUCACACUGCAGGACGCUGGAGAAUACAUCUGCUACACCAGCAGCGACAAACACUACAACAGAGCCACCGUCAGCCUGGUGGUGAAGGAGACUGGGACCCCUCCCCUGCUGUCCGCAACGUGGGGACCGGAUGGCCGUUUGAACCUGAGCUGUAUGUCUGAGGGCUGGUUUCCCCUCCCAAGCCUGCACUGGGAGGACCCCCUGCAGGCCCUCACCCCGCAGAGUCUACAGUACAGCACCGCACCCUCCGGCCUGGUGUCGGUGCACAGCUGGAUCCUGCUGCCCGCCUCCACCCGGGUGUCCUGCUUGGUGGAGAAGCAGGAGGUCCAGCUGGAGAUGCAGGAGCCCCCUGCUCCUCCUGAGGGGUCGGGGGGGGCAGCAGGGUGGGUAGCAUUUGGUCUACUCCUCUUCUCAGGGCUGCUGGCAGCUGCAUUUCUGUUCCAUAGAAAGAGAGGGAAGAAAGCCAAAUUGCCCGUUGAGGAGAAUCAAACACUUCUACCAAAAGACAAGUUCGAGCCAACACAGCCAUCAACAGCCUGCAAGAGUUACGUUAAUGUGACACUGGACAAGAAAGGAACUGAACAUGAAUUCCUCUUCAUCAAAGACAAUAUUCUGAGAGAUAAACUGGAUUGUACGUUUCCUGAUGGAGCUCAAGUGACCUGUCUAACCGCCAUCACCGGGACACCCUCCCUCUCCUCUGGACGACACUACUGGGAGGUGUCUCUGGGGAAUAAGGGGGUGGGGCUGAAGCAGUCCUGGUGGGUGGGAGUGACAAGUAAAGCCUCCAUCCCGGGGGACUCACGCCUCAUUCCAUCCUCCUCCGACGGGUUCUGGUUCCUGUCCUCCUCCCCCAAUAGCCUGCAACUCAGCACACAGCAUCCGGUGCUGCUGCCCCCCUCCGGGCCCAUGACCCUCGGGGUGUUUCUGGACUUUGAGCGCGGGGAACUCUCCUUCUAUAACGUGGAGGAACAGAGCCUCAUCUGCAGCCUCAACGCAGAUUUCACCGGGCCGCUAUACCCCCUGUUCAACCCGGGGAUGCGUGACAAGUCUCCCAUGGCGUUAUUACAGAAGGGGAAUGAGGCUGAACGUUGACACCAUGGAGCUUUACAGGUCAGGGAGUGUGUGGAGGUGCUGCAGAACAAUACUAGUUUUCAUAUUUUUUUUAAAUAAUGAUGAUGAAUAUUGUGUUUUUGUUUGAUCUGAAGGAAGUAGAAAAUAGGCAGCUUGUUGUGUUAAAUCCCCUCAGCAGCAACUCUGUGUCUCUGUGCAGGAUGUCUGCAGGAGAGAAAGUAAUGCUUGAUGUGGUUGGGUACAUAAUAUGACGUUUAAUCACGGAAGCGUUUAGCUGAGUUUCUCUGUUAGAAACUUCUCUCUUCAGACAGAGAGAUGCAUGCUAUCCAAAGGGGUGCGGCCAGCUUCAGCUCAUUUGCAUGAAAGGGAAAGUCAGAGAAUCAGCACUUAUGAAAAUGGGGCUAAAGCAAAGGGAUAGUGGACAUGCUAAAAUCCUUGAUCUGUUUGGUACUUUGAGCAAAACACAUCAGAGACUUGCUUUUUUAUAUUUGAGACCUAUAAUAUAUGCCAUAAAAGUGCAUAAUCGGAGACGUUUAAUUCUCCACUGUUCUGUUCACCCUAUGCAUGUACGUGUUCAUAUAAAACAUUAUGUUAUGAAUGCCGUUUAAUAUUUGUGUCAAUAAACUCAUCAUCUGUUCA